Messenger RNA from Planococcus citri (citrus mealybug), 1716 nucleotides. RefSeq names its product Katazuke (gene Kaz). The record is from RefSeq and is a predicted model, not a curated record. Bases 193 to 1356 code for a protein of 387 amino acids. NCBI's taxonomy places the organism in Eukaryota, Metazoa, Arthropoda, Insecta, Hemiptera, Pseudococcidae. Gene Ontology annotation, cellular component: cytoplasm; GID complex; nucleus. The transcript has 8 exons. Gene Ontology annotation, molecular function: ubiquitin protein ligase activity; protein binding. Gene Ontology annotation, biological process: proteasome-mediated ubiquitin-dependent protein catabolic process.
ACAUAAACGUCGCUAUAAUUAGGCAGCGAAUGGGCGAUAAGAUGAACGUAGUUUCGUCAUUACUAUGCUGUAUGUUUUAAUUUAUGUGAAUUUUGGUUUACUAAAGUUAAAUGUUUGAUGGUUUUAAUUUAAAUUAAAAAAGUACUCUCUUUUAUUGUAUUGAGAAUCGUGUAAAGUGGAAAUUUUGACUCGAUGGCUGACAUAAAGGCUUUGGAACAUCCAACUCUCAAGGUUCCGUACGAGUUGUUGAAUAAAAAAUUUCGAGCUGCUCAAAAACAGAUUGACAGAGAGGUUGCUCAUGUACAAACAGCAGCCUUGGAAUUGGAACGUGGAUUAUCAUCCGAUAAUAUUCAAGCCACUGACAUUACUCGAUUGCUCGGCGGAAUGGUCCAAAAAUUACAAGUUUUAAAACGAAAGGCUGAAGAAGGAAUAGCCGAAGAAUUACAAGUUGGCCUUGUUUGCAAACGACGUUUAGAGCAUUUGAAAGAACACGCUUCUGGCAAUGCAGGAGCUGUUAGUCAGUGGCGUCGUAGACGACUCGAUCGUAUGCUUGUCGAGUACUUUUUAAGACGUGGAUAUUACGGAGCUGCUACCCGACUAGCUCAUACAUCCGAUCUUAAAGAUUUAACCAAUAUUGACGUUUUCUUGGUAUCUCGUGAAGUAGAACAAUCAUUAGCUGACCACGACACUUCUAAAUGUCUCGCUUGGUGCCAUGAUAAUCGAUCGAAGUUACGCAAAUUGAAAUCAUCGAUGGAAUUCAAUCUUCGUAUACAAGAGUUUAUCGAACUCGUUCGCACCGAUAAGAAAAUCGAAGCUGUGAAACAUGCCAGGAAACAUUUUUCAACUUACGAAGACAAUCAGUUAGAAGAAAUACAACAUUGUAUGGCAUUACUAGCUUUCCCAUCGGACACACAAAUCUCGCCUUAUAAAGAACUUUUGGAAGAAAAACGAUGGGAUAAACUUGUCGAACAGUUUCGUCAAGAAAAUUAUCGUCUGUUCCAAAUGGCCUCGCAAUCUGUUUUCACCGUAGCACUUCAAGCAGGUUUAUCUGCUCUAAAGACACCUCAGUGUUAUAGCAAAGAGAAUCGUAGCAGUAAUUGUCCAGUUUGUCAAGAAUGGUUGAAUAUUUUAGCAGUACCGUUGCCUUAUGCUCAUUGCAGUCAAUCUAGGCUGGUUUGUUCGAUAUCUGGUCUUCCUUUGAAUGAAAACAAUCAACCCAUGGUUCUUCCUAAUGGUUACGUGUAUGGAGAACAGGCUUUACAACAAAUGGCCGCCGAAAAUAAUGGUCAAGUCAUUUGUCCCAGAACAAAAGAUGUUUUUCCUUAUAAAAAAGUUGAAAAAGUAUACGUCAUGUAAAUGCUACGUGGAAUAUUUCAACAAGGCAACAGAACUGAUGAAAAUAUCAAAAAUUUCCUCUUUUUUUGUAAUAAUUAUUUAACAUGAGCUUACGUUUAUUGAUAUUAUUAGGAAUAUAUAAGUACAUAAAUUAUAAAAAAUAGCUUACGUUUUUCUAGCAAUAGUUCUGCGUAGUUUUUCUUUUGUAUAGCAUAUCGAGGUAUAUAUUUUAGUUGUUGCUUUUAAGUGCCAGAUCAUUAAUUUUUUGUUCGUUUGUUUUUUUUUCAAGUAAUUUUAUUGUAAAUUAACUGUAGUACCUAUUUUAACAACGCUCAUUGAUGUGAUGAGUGCGAUGUUUAAAAUUAUACGUAUUUAUAUUAA